AUGGACACCACUUCAACUUGCAGCAGAAAAGAACAAUUUCGAAAUUGCAAAACUCCUUCUUGGCACGGUGCAAACGUCAAUGCUCUCUAUAAUACAGGUGGUUCACCACUUCAUUACGCUAUAGCCUUGAAGUUGCCAGGCUUCUUGUCGAACGUGGUGGAAUUGUAA
Molecule: messenger RNA, 168 nt
Organism: Trichomonas vaginalis G3
Lineage: Eukaryota; Parabasalia; Trichomonadida; Trichomonadidae
Exons: 1
Coding region: 1-168 (55 amino acids)
Source: RefSeq, a predicted model, not a curated record